UUAGCUCUUUAGGUUAUUCACAGUCUAAUAGGUAUAUUUUCAUAAUGUGGUGUCUGAUUCAACAGACUAUUUGAGAAUCUGGAUUUAGGGCAUCUGGAAAUAUGCAGAACAGGCAAUUUAUUCUCCUUUAAUCUUCUCAAAUGCCAAGUUCAGAGACUCAUAAUAAAAAAAAACUGUAAGUAUCACAUUAAAAAAUAUUUUCUUUCCUAUUUUAGUGAAAUACUUUAUUCUAAUUUGUAAAAUGAAAGAAAAGCCCCAUAGAAGUAGUUCUACGCUGUUUUAAAUGAGUUUUAGCUGUUUAGCUCCAUUCAGCGCGGUGAUGGGGUGUAAUGUGAUAUGGAGGGGGCGGAGCUCUACAUUACCCGAAUGAGGCUGAGCUUCGGGCUCUGCAGUUCUUUCGCAGCGCCUGAGGAGGAAGAGCAGGAUCAGCUGAACUACAGAAGAAUAAACAACCAGGAUAUUUAAUAAAGAACAGUGUUAAACUGCUGAAAGAGGUGAAGCACAAGCCAUCCAGAAGAAUCUCCUGAAAACGCAGAAAUUGUUUGCUACAUUUCACAGACAGAUGGAGCCAAGUCCCAACAUGGAGGAACAUCAGCACUCUGUCAAGAGUUUUACUAAACAGAGUGAUCUCAAAAAACACCAGCGCAUUCACACAGGAGAGAAACCGUAUUACUGCUCAGACUGUGGGAAGAGUUUUACUAAACAGAGUGAUCUCAAAAAACACCAGCGCAUUCACACAGGAGAGAAACCACAUCACUGCUCAGACUGUGGGAAGAGUUUUACUGAACAGAGUAGUCUCAAAAUACACCAGCGCAUUCACACAGGAGAGAAACCGUAUCACUGCUCAGACUGUGGGAAGAGCUUUACUGAACAGAGUAGUCUCAAAAUACACCAGCGCAUUCACACAGGAGAGAAACCGUAUCACUGCUCAGACUGUGGGAAGAGCUUUAAUCAACAGAGUAAUCUCAAAAAACACCAGCGCAUUCACACAGGAGAGAAACCGUAUCACUGUUCAGACUGUGGGAAGAGUUUUACUCAACAGAGUAAUCUCAAACUGCAUCAGCGCAUUCACACAGGAGAGAAACCGUAUCACUGCUCAGACUGUGAUAAGUGUUUUACUACACAGAGUAAUCUCAAACUGCAUCAGCGCAUUCACACAGGAGAGAAACCGUAUUACUGUUUCGACUGUGGAAAGAGUUUUACUAAACAGAGUAAUCUCAAAAAACACCAGCGCAUUCACACAGGAGAGAAACCGUAUUACUGUUUCGACUGUGGAAAGAGUUUUACUCAACAGAGUCAUCUCAAAAUACACCAGCGCAUUCACACAGGAGAGAAACCGUAUUACUGUUUCGACUGUGGAAAGUGUUUUACUACACAGAGUUAUCUCAAACUGCAUCAGCGCAUUCACACAGGAGAGAAACCGUAUCACUGCUCCGAUUGUGGGAAGAGUUUUACUUUACAGAGUGAACUUAUAUUACAUCAGUGCAUUCACAAAAGAUAGAAAAGUAUCCCAAAUCUGUUCCUCUGCCAUAAAAAUGCAAAUCUUAAAUCUUUCAGACAGCCAAAAACACCUCAUCAUGCACAAAAUCUUCACUCUGUUACAAGAACUUCAUUUAAAAAUGGCUUUUUACAGGUUCAGAAAAAUGAAUCUUAUCCAGAGAUGAUGUUUACUGAAUUUCAUGCUGUGUUUUUAUGUAUGUUUGUAUACCUACAUUAGUUAAUGCCUGCAGAGCUCUUCAACACUUAGUGUUGUGUUUUAAGAAGUUUUUACACACAGAAUCAUAAAUGGUACCACUAACAGCAUAAACUAGGAACAUACAUUUUUACAUUUUUUUCAGUGAUAUGCUGAAUAAAUAGUAAAGCGAUGAUGCUAGCUCAGAGUAAAAUCGUAUAUUAAAUCUCAGCAUUAGCUUUAGAACUAAUAAUAAACAAAAGUGAGGAUUUUAUCAUUCUGGGACAUUUUUAGGUUUAAAAAUUGAAUAUGCUUUGCCAUAAGUAGGAAAUGAUCAUUUGGUCAACUUAUGUCAUUUACAGCCUUAACACAUUCUCAAUUGUUUACAUAUAAAAACUUUCUUUAUUUUUUCCUCCACUCCACGUUUGUAGUUUGUAGUUGGAGCGAGGGCACUGCCAGUGUUUGCUCCAGAUGUUAGAUUAGCAUUACUUAGUCUUUUAAAAUGUAGAUGUCGUAGUUUAAAGGAGUAGAGUAUUCUUAGGAGUAGAGAAUAUUCUUAGCUUGCAACAAAAGGCCAACAAAAUCCUUUUCAGAGUUAAAAAAAAAAAAAAAAAACGGUCUAGCUGUAGUUUCCAUACUGAAAGCAACACUCAGCAGGCUGUGCAGCAGUAAGACUGCAGGAUCCUUGAUUCCCUCUACUGCACAUGUGGCAAACACAAGGCCCGCGGGCCAAAUGUGGCCACAUCCAAGCGAGAGCUUGUAAGAUCUUAGUGUCUAUAAUAAAUAGGUCAGAAGCGUUCUUUGACCAAAAACUACAUUUCCCACAAUGCUUGUCGAUUGUAUUACCCGUGAAGUUACGGCUUACUGCCACUACACGGCAGUGUAGUCAUUGAUGUGGAAACCCUGCCGGAGGGAAGGCGUAACUUCGCGGGUGGAAUUGAGACAUACAAACGUUUAUCCCAUAAUGUCCAGAUAAAGAGAAGCUGAUGCAGACGGACGGCUGUGCUUCAAGGCGAAAGACCGGUAUGCCUUUUAUGUUACGAAGAGUGUUACUGACCAAAAUAAACGCUUUUUAGAAGAGAUAUAAGUUGUGUAAAUAUUUAUACGACAAUAUAAAUAUUAAUAUUAAUAAACAUCACUGUGACAGCGCUAGUCACAGUUUCACCUCAGCAAAGGACGAGGACGUGAAUCACUUAUCUAACCAGCCUUUACUGAUUUCUGCCCCCAAUAACCCUUUCAAUAACCUCUAAUAGACUUUAGUAGUCUUCAGUAGCCUUCAACAGUCUAACCUUGCAGCCGUGGUGUGUUCACUAAACUCCGUAGUUAUAAACAUCCUGAGGUUAGCAGCGCGCUAACUGACCUGUUUAUAAUGUAAUCCGAGCAGUGACUCCGUGAUGGCUGCUCUAAACUGCUGCUGUUAGCUGCUUGGGCUGAAAGAUGAACUGUAGAGAGCUGUAUUAUCUGUUUAGUGGGGUUAUUUUAUUUCAUACACGGAAGAACUUAAAAAUUUUAAAACGCUCCAGACUGGCUGAGCUGAGCCCUGUAGCCCGUGGCUGGGCUGUAGCUCUGACUGAGUAAAGACUGCGGGCUUGUGCUGCUGCUGCUGCAGCUCCGACUAGUGGUUGUAUGAGGAACUGCUAAAUCUGAGGAAAUGCUAAAUCUAUCACAUGUUCUUAACAGCUCACAAUUUUUAAUUUUAUAUUUAUUAAGCCUUAUUUCAGUAUCAAACGUUUUGAUCAAAGUUAAUGUAACUAGUAUUUUAUGUCAUUUCUAUUCACUUGAAUAGUUUGGUUCUUGAUUGAUGGAGUUUUUGGAUUUCAUAACAUGACAAAUUAAAAGGAUUUAUGUUAAUAGAGCAACAAGCAAACAUUUUUUCCAUGCAACUGUACUAUUUGAUUGAAUAAAUAGUAUAUUGAGAGUUAUUUAACAUUAAGGAGUAAUUACAUUCAUUUUAUAUUACAUUUGGUUACAUUUUAUUACAUUUAUAAGUUACAUCUGGCCCUCAGUGGACAGCCAAUAUGCCAAUGUGGCCCUCGGCCAAAAUGAGUUUGACACCCCUGCUCUACUGGUUUUCUCAUUGGUCUAUGGUUCAGUCAGUCUGAUUAAAAAUCUGCAAGUUAAUCUACAGGGAUAUUUGGUUGUGUUGUGUUGCUAAAGUUAUAUACUCUGUUAUCUUUUCCUUAUUUGGUAUCGUUUUGCUAAAGGGUUUUUUUUUAUAUCUCUAAAGGUACUAAAAAUAUCUAAUCCAUUUACUUUAUUGAUUGUUUUAUCCAGUACCAGCUAUUAUCGUUGUUUUACAUCACCUUAUGUAUUUACUCAUAUUCAUAUCUAUGUGAUUCAAUAAAAGGCUUUUAUAUUGCAAGAUCUGCAAUCUUAUCUAUUCUUUCAACUUAAGCAUUUAGCCAAAAGCUUUUGUACACAGCCAAACAUACAUUCAAGCAACCACUAUAUACAGUGCCUUGCAAAAGUAUUCGGCCCCCCCUUGAACUUUUCAAACUUUUGCCACAUUUUGGGCUUCAAACAUAAAUAUAUGAUUUUUUUGUUUGUUUUUUGUGAAGAAUUAACAAGUGUGUAAGAAUACGGAGGAGUUUUGCCUUACUAUGUUCAUUGUUCAUUGAUUAAAGGGUUAAUCUGUGUGUAACUAAAUCAGCAUUUCACUUAAUCAGUAUGUUAUUCAAGCAUUUAGCACGAUUCAUGAUGAUUCACAUUGUGACUUAGCAUGAUUGAUUUUUUCCAGCGGAACCAUGAGUUUCUGUACAUGAAAUCUAUAGUCUGAUAAGGUUGGGGUGACCGAGUUCUCGGCUGACAUAUAGGAUGAAUAACUGCUUAUCAGUAUCAGGAUCCGGGGGGUGUGAGGAGUCUCCUCACACACUAUUAGACUGAGGCCAGGCGAAUGCCUGUAUUUAUUAGACUCUGUCUAGGAAGAAGAGUAGAGUUGGGCGGGAGAGCUUCUCCAGAGAGGGACUACAGAGCCACAGGUCCUGUUCACACAGCCGAGAACUCUGGAAACCCCAACUUUUCUCACCUUUGGGGUUUUCCUCUUAUUUUCACCUUUUUAUUUCAAUUCAAUUUUUCAAUAAUCUUUUUACUCAAUUUUUGAUGUAUCCAAAAAAACUGUUUUGCUCAGAAGAUUCUUUGAAUAAAAUCUGACGGAACUACAA
Molecule: messenger RNA, 4833 nt
Organism: Astyanax mexicanus (Mexican tetra)
Lineage: Eukaryota; Metazoa; Chordata; Actinopteri; Characiformes; Acestrorhamphidae
Product: zinc finger protein 239-like
Exons: 2
Coding region: 563-1501 (312 amino acids)
Biological process (GO): regulation of transcription by RNA polymerase II
Molecular function (GO): RNA polymerase II cis-regulatory region sequence-specific DNA binding; DNA-binding transcription factor activity, RNA polymerase II-specific
Source: RefSeq, a predicted model, not a curated record